GUCCCACAAGUCAAACCAUGCGAGAGAUUGUCAACAUUCAAGUUGGCCAGUGUGGCAAUCAGAUUGGAACCAAGUUCUGGGGCGAGAUCAUUGACGAGCAUGGCAUUGACCCGGCUGGGUACUACAUGGGGGAUUCAUCUGUGCAGCUAGAAAGAGUCAAUGUUUACUUCAGCGAGACCUCCGCCAACAAGUUUGUCCCCAGAUCCAUCAUGGUGGACUUGGAGCCGGGUACCAUGGACAGUGUCCGCUCUGGCCACCUUGGCAACCUUUUCAGUCCCGACAACUACAUUUUUGGUCAGAAUGGAGCCGGCAACAACUGGGCCAAAGGCCACUACACGGAGGGCAGCGAGCUGAUCGACGAGAUCCUGGACACGGUGCGGCGGGAGAGCGAGGCCUGCGACUGGCUGCAGGGCUUCCAGCUGCUGCACUCGCUGGGCGGGGGCACGGGCUCGGGCCUGGGCAGCCUGCUCCUGGCCAAGGUGCGGGAGGAGUUCCCCGACCGCAUGACGAGCACCUUCAGCGUGCUGCCCUCGCCCAAGGUGUCCGACACGGUGGUGGAGCCCUACAACGCCACGCUGUCCGUCCACCAGCUGCUGGAGCACGCCGACGCCUCCUUCUGCUUCGACAACGAGGCGCUGUACGACAUCUGCUUCCGCACGCUCGCGCUGCCCUCCCCGACCUACGGCGACCUCAACCACCUGGUCUCGGCCACCAUGAGCGGCGUGACCACCUGCCUGCGCUUCCCGGGGCAGCUCAACGCCGACCUGCGCAAGCUGGCGGUCAACAUGGUGCCCUUCCCGCGGCUGCACUUCUUCGUGCCGGGCUUCGCGCCGCUGGCGGCGAGGGGCAGCGCCCGGUACCGCGCCCUGACCGUGUCCGAGCUGACCGGCGAGAUGUUCGGCGCCGGGAACGCGAUGGCGGCCUGCGACCCGGGCCGCGGCCGCUACCUGACCGUGGCGGCCAUGUUCCGCGGCCGCUUGUCCAUGAGGGAGGUGGACGAGCAGAUGCUGAGCAUGCAGCGCAAGCACAGCGGCCGCUUCGUGGACUGGCUGCCCAGCAACGUGACGGUGUCGGCCUGCGACGUGCCGCCGCGGGGCCUCGAGAUGGCGUCCACCUUCGUGGGCAACAGCACGGCCAUCCAGGAGAUCUUCAGGCGCCUGGCGGCCCAGCACGCCGCCAUGUUCCGGAGCAAGGCCUUCCUCCACUGGUACACCGGCGAGGGCAUGGACGAGAUGGAGUUCACCGAGGCGGAGAGCAACGUCAGCGACCUGGUGGCGGAGUACCAGGUGUGCCAGGACGCCUCUGCGCUUGAGGACGGUGAGCUGUUUGAGGAGGAGGAGGAAGAGCCAGACAUGUAG
This is a messenger RNA of Sardina pilchardus (European sardine), 1358 nucleotides long. RefSeq names its product tubulin beta chain-like. Gene Ontology annotation, biological process: microtubule cytoskeleton organization; mitotic cell cycle. NCBI's taxonomy places the organism in Eukaryota, Metazoa, Chordata, Actinopteri, Clupeiformes, Clupeidae. The coding region runs from base 18 to 1358 and encodes 446 amino acids. The record is from RefSeq and is a predicted model, not a curated record. Gene Ontology annotation, cellular component: cytoplasm; microtubule. Gene Ontology annotation, molecular function: GTP binding; GTPase activity; structural constituent of cytoskeleton. The transcript is spliced from 4 exons.